AUGGGCUCCAGGAGCCACACCUCGCUGCUCCUGCUUCCAGUGUUGCUUCUGCUGCUGCAGGGAGACAGCCACCGGCCCCUAUGGCGAUCCAAGAGAAGACGGGUUAUUACCACCCUGGAACUGGAGGAGGACGAUCAAGGACCCUUUCCCAAACUUGCUGGGGAGCUGUUCAAUGAUGUGUCUCAUAACAUGUCAUUAAUAUAUUUAAUCAGUGGACCUGGUGUGGAUGAAUAUCCGGAGAUUGGUUUGUUUUCUGUAGAAGAUCACAGGAAUGGAUGAGUGUAUGUUCACCGCCCUGUCGAUCGAGAGACAACACCGUCUUUUACGCCCUUGGAUUAUGAAACUCACCCUAUACGAAGCCUUGUCAUCACUGUGGAGAAUGAGGAGCCGCUCUUCCCCUGUGAGGUGGGCCAGGUCCAGGGGCCCCGGGGGGCGGUGGUGAGCACCACUGUGAGCGUGCAGGUGACGGACACCAAUGACCCACCAGCCUUUUACCCCAGGAGCUUUGUCGUCAGCGAGGUUGACGGUGCCAGACCGGGAAUUCAGCUGGGAAUUUUCAAUGCUACAGAUCCAGACAGAGCUGCUGGCCAGAUAAGCACAACGUCCUCCGGGUUCAUCCAUGUGGUAACAGGUUGCAGACCGUCCUUCCUUUUCAAGGCUGAAUACUCCUCCACUGUCUGUGUAGACCGCACUGUGUUCUUCCAUCCACCUGUGGGCGUCCACUUGGGUCGGUCAGUUGAACUUUUAAUGUUGAGAAGCCUCCCACUGGGUAAUUACUCGGUGCCACUGGUCAUCAGAGACAAACAGGGACUUUCCCAGAAGCAGAUUGUCCACGUAAGGGUCUGUUUCUGUCCCGGUGGAGUCUCGUGUGUGGAGGCAUCAGUUGCAGUCAUAGGAACUGGGCUCCUCGUGGGCACCCUAGCCCCUCCCUGUGCAGCGUUCAUGAUUCUGGCAGCCACUCUGCUGUUCCUGCUGCGACGCUGUUUUGUGUCCGAAGUCGGGCCCAGAAGCUCUGAGGAAGGCCAGCAGACUCUGAUCACGUGUAGCGACAAGAGCAAAGCUAUUUCAACCCAGGGGACGUUUGGCAAUGUCUAG
Molecule: messenger RNA, 1095 nt
Organism: Leptonychotes weddellii (Weddell seal)
Lineage: Eukaryota; Metazoa; Chordata; Mammalia; Carnivora; Phocidae
Source: RefSeq, a predicted model, not a curated record